This is a messenger RNA of Punica granatum (pomegranate), 5021 nucleotides long. The record is from RefSeq and is a predicted model, not a curated record. Lineage: Eukaryota; Viridiplantae; Streptophyta; Magnoliopsida; Myrtales; Lythraceae.
AACCCUAAGCACAGACCCUCGACAGACACUGCACAGAUCGAUUCUCCCUCUCAACUUCUGUCUGAUCGCUCACUCUCUCCCUCUCUGAAUCCCUGAUUCUCUAUACGUUUUCUGUUUGUUCAUUUCCUUGCGGGACGGGAAAGCUGCAGCUAUGGAAGAGGACCAGCCGCGAGUCGCCAGCAGGCGGCGGAGCAGAGGGGCCGAUGCCACAGCCCGUUCAGAGGCCCUGCAGCGCUUGAAGGCCCUCCGCACAGGUGGCCGCCGGUCGGAGUCCACUGGGUUCCAGCUCAAGAUGGAGAACCCCAUCUACGACACGGUUGAGGAGGAAGAGUACGACAAGCUCGUGGCCAAGCGCCGGGAGGAGUUCCGGAGCUUUAUUGUGGACGACGACGGCGUCCUGGGCUAUGCUGACGACGGAGAGGAAGAGGACUGGACGAAGGCCGGUCCGAAUUUUUCUUCCGAGGAAGAGUCAGAUGGGGAGAGGCCCAAGAAGAAGAAAGCGGAAAAGAAGGAUCCGGUAGUUAAGAAGCCAGCUGCUUCCUGUCUAUCUGCUGCAGCAGCUUUAAUGGGAAAGCAGAGGCUGUCGUCAAUGUUCACGUCCUCAGUUUUCAAGAAGAAUGGUGUUGAUAAGGUCAAGGGGUUGUCUUGUGACAGCAUCGUUGAUGAUGUAAUUGCUGAGUUUGCGCCCGAUGAAGCCGAUAGAGAACGGCGGCGGAGAGUCCAUGCGACUGGGAGGAUUUAUCCACCGAGUAGUAAUGUUAAAAUUGAGAAAGAAACUUUUGAUUCUCCAAAUGAGAUUGGAAAUGGUGAUUCUUUGCUGGGGUCAACAGAAUCGAGUGAUGGAGGUGUCGUGGAUAAACUGAUUACAGAGGAGGCAUCUGAUGCAGGGAAAGAAUCCCGGGAUGAAGUGCCCCACGAACCAGUUACCACAUUAGAAAAAUGUGAUAUUGCGAAAGUAAUUGAGGAUAAGGAGUUGAAUGUUGCUGAAGUGAAAGCAGAAGCGCAGGUUAAGGAGGAGGUUCGUAGUCUCAAUGCAAAGAUCACAGAAGAGAAGGAUCCAUCAUUGAGUGCUACUGCUGGAUGGAAGAAAGUAAUUAGUGGGGAGAACGGCAACAUCGCUGGUGCUGCUGAUGAGACUAAAUCCCCUGCAAGUGGAGAGGAGAAAUCGGAUUUUGAGCUGGACUCUGAAGGUUCUCUACCUUUUUAUAUCAUGGAUGCUCAUGAGGAGAUAUACGGUGCAAAUAUGGGCAACCUUUAUCUAUUUGGGAAGGUUAAAGCUGGAAGCACAUAUCAUAGCUGCUGUAUCAUUGUAAAGAAAAUGCAGAGAUGUGUUUAUGCCAUUCCCAGUGGCUUGCUUUUUGAUUCUCAUGAGAUGAUGAAGCUUGAAAAUGACGUGGAAGCAUCUCGGAUUACUGCUGCAGAUUUCCGAGCAAGACUCCAAAAUAUGGCAUCGGGAAUAAAGAGUGAAGUGGCAAAACAUUUGGUGGAUUUCAAUGUCUCAACUUUUAGCAUGGCGCCUGUGAAGAGGAAAUAUGCAUUUGAGCGAUCGGACAUACCUGUUGGUGAUAAUUAUGUUCUCAAGAUCAAUUACCCUUUUAAGGACCCUCCAUUACCUGCAGAUCUUAAGGGGGAAACUUUUUGUGCUUUACUUGGAACUCAUUGCAGUGCCUUGGAACUUUUUCUCAUUAAAAGAAAGAUUAAGGGACCUUCCUGGCUGUCAAUUUCCAACUUUUCUACCUGUCCAGCUCCUCAAAGGGUGAGCUGGUGCAAGUUUGAGGUUACAAUCGACUCUCCCAAAGACAUAAAGAUCGCGGUCUCAUCGAAACAUGCCAUAGAAAUCCCUCCUGUGGUUGUUACUGCAAUAAACUUGAAAACUAUCAGCAACGAGAAACAUAAUGUGAAUGAAAUUGUUUCCGCUUCUAUCAUCUGUUGUCAGAAGGCCAAGAUUGAUACUCCCAUGUUGGCAUCAGAGUGGAAGAGACCUGGCACGCUCAGCCACUUCACUGUUGUUCGUAAGCUUGAUGGAGGUAUAUUUCCAAUGGGAUUUACUAAGGAGGCUGAUGAUAUAAACUCGAAGACAGGAUCAUAUGUCAUAGGAUACGAAAGCAGUGAAAGGGCACUUCUAAACCGUCUAAUGAUUGAAUUAUACAAGCUGGACAGUGAUGUUCUUGUUGGACAUAACAUAUCUGGGUUUGACCUGGAUGUCCUACUUCAUAGAGCUCAGGCUUGCAAAGUUCCCAGCAGCAUGUGGUCGAAGAUAGGUCGCCUCAAGCGAUUGGUGAUGCCUAAGCUCACAAAAGGAAGCACAAUCUUUGGGUCUGGGGCAAGCCCAGGAAUAAUGUCUUGCCUUGCUGGUCGGCUUCUAUGUGAUACGUACCUAUGUUCUCGUGACCUAUUGAAAGAGGUCAGUUACUCAUUGACACAACUUGCAAAGACUCAACUAAACAAGGAUCGGAAGGAGAUCACUCCUCAUGACAUUCCCAGAAUGUUUCAGACUUCAGGAUCCCUCAAGGAACUCAUCGAAUAUGGUGAGACAGAUGCAUGGUUGUCAAUGGAACUUAUGUUCCAUCUGAGCAUUCUUCCCCUCACACGUCAGCUGACUAAUAUCAGCGGUAACCUUUGGGGAAAGACUCUGCAAGGUGCCAGGGCGCAGAGAGUGGAAUAUCUUCUGUUGAAUGCAUUCCAUGCCAAGAAAUAUAUCGUUCCUGACAAGUUUUCAACUCAUUCAAAGGAUAAUAAAUUGACGAAACGACGACUAAAUAAUGUUGUUGAAGAACAAAAUGAUGAUGGAUUAGAUAUUGAUGAACCCCAAAAUAAUGAGCAGGGUAAGGGCAAAAAGGGUCCUGCAUACUCGGGUGGAUUGGUGCUGGAGCCGAAAAGAGGUCUAUAUGACAAGUAUAUAUUGCUUCUGGACUUCAAUAGUCUUUAUCCAUCCAUCAUUCAGGAAUAUAAUAUCUGCUUCACAACAGUGAAGAGACCAACAGAUGGAUCAAUUCCUCGCUUGCCGUCUAGUGAAACAACUGGGGUGUUACCCGAAUUGCUGAAAAAUUUGGUCGAAAGGAGGAGAAUGGUCAAGAAAUGGAUGAAAUCUGCAACUGGUUUGAAGGUCCAACAACUUGACAUUCAGCAGCAAGCGCUGAAGCUGACAGCAAAUAGCAUGUAUGGCUGCUUGGGGUUCUCUAAUUCAAGAUUUUAUGCAAAGCCACUUGCUGAGCUUAUAACAUCACAGGGAAGGGAAAUACUGCAAAGUACUGUUGAUCUUGUGCAGAGCAAUCUGAACUUAGAGGUAAUCUAUGGUGACACAGAUUCCAUUAUGAUUUAUAGUGGACUAGAUGACAUUGCAAAAGCAAAAGGAAUUGCUGGGAAAGUUAUUCAAGAGGUUAACAAGAAGUAUAGGUGUUUAGAAAUUGACCUUGAUGGCUUGUACAAGAGAAUGCUGCUUCUUAAGAAAAAGAAAUAUGCAGCUGUCAAAGUGCAGUUCAAAGAUGGAACACCAUAUGAGGUCAUUGAACGGAAGGGCCUUGAUAUGGUUCGACGUGACUGGAGUUUACUGUCAAAGGAAUUGGGUGAUUUCUGCCUGAGCCAGAUCCUUUCAGGAGGGUCAUGUGAGGAUGUCAUUGAAUCGAUACAUGAUGCUCUUAUCAAGGUGCAGGAGGAAAUGAGAAAUGGAGAGGUAUCACUUGAGAAAUAUAUCAUCACGAAGACAUUAACUAAACCACCCGAGGCAUACCCCGAUGCCAAAAAUCAACCACAUGUUCAAGUAGCACAGAGACUGAAGCUAAGUGGGUAUUCUACAGGUUGGUCAGUUGGUGAUACUGUCCCUUAUAUUAUUUGCCGUGAGCAGGGUGCAGAACUUAAUAGUUCAUCUGGGAUUGCUCAGCGUGCAAGGCAUCCUGAUGAACUGAAAAAGGAUGAAGGGAGAUGGUUGGUUGACAUUGACUACUACUUGUCCCAACAGAUACUUCCCGUUGUAUCUCGCUUGUGUGCCUCAAUUCAGGGUACGAGCCCGGAACGCAUAGCUGAUUGUCUGGGCCUCGACUCAUCCAAGUACCGAAGUAAAUCAGGUGAAUCUUCCGUCUAUGAUCAGUCCACCCCACCCUUGUUCGCUGGGGAUGAUGAAGAGAGGUUUCAAGAUUGUAAGCCCUUGACCUUGUCAUGCCCAAGCUGCUCCAGCACUUUCGAUUGCCCUGCUAUCUGCGGUUCCAUUUGUAAAUCCAUCAGUGAGAAAUCAAAUGUAGCUGAAGGAGAGGAGCCUUCAUAUGGUAUCUGGAGCAAAUUGCAUUGCCUUAAAUGCCCAUCAGAAGGUGAUCUGGGUAGAUUUACUCCUGGAAUGAUAGCUAACCAGGUCAAAAGACAAGUUGACGGAUUCAUUUCGACAUACUACAAGGGCUUGUUGACGUGUGACGACGAGACCUGCAAGCACACGACACGCAGUCUGAACUUGAGACUGAUAGGAGAUGCCGAGAGGGGAACUGUUUGCCCAGAAUACCCUCGAUGCAACGGUCGUCUUGUCAGAAAGUACUCGGAAGCAGAUCUCUAUAGGCAGCUCACAUACUUCUGCCAUGUCUUGGACACUGUGCGCUGCAUCGAUAAGGUUGAUAAUACCAUUAGACCUCAAGUCGAGAGAGAACUGGCUCGAGUUAGGCCCAUGGUGGAAACGGCUGCAUCUACAGUGCAGCGCAUCCAAAACCGGUGUGCUUUCGGUUGGGUCCAAAUGAUGGAACUUAUCAUCAUCUGAGAGUCCGUUCAGUGGUCCUAGCCGCUCAACUUAUUUUAACAUCUCUGAUUAUAAAUUUGUAAAUAUAUGGAUUUUAUAGUUGAUGAUCUCUUGUUCAAAUGAAAUGAUAUUCAACGAAGCCAUAGUCCUUGCAUAAUGUAGUUUUCUACUGUGUCUGCCGUUUCAUCAAUGUAGAUCUUUGUCUUGUUAGCUUGAAAGUGUGUCGCAACAAAAUGAGAACGUUCUUGACGGGAAUUUGAUGAUGAUUCUCGCAAGUUUUCAUGAUUAUCAUGUGAAUCUGGUA